This is a messenger RNA of Asparagus officinalis (garden asparagus), 828 nucleotides long. RefSeq lists its product as uncharacterized. The record is from RefSeq and is a predicted model, not a curated record. Bases 1 to 828 code for a protein of 275 amino acids. NCBI's taxonomy places the organism in Eukaryota, Viridiplantae, Streptophyta, Magnoliopsida, Asparagales, Asparagaceae. The transcript is spliced from 4 exons.
AUGCGGUAUAUAAUCGCAAUUAUUUCUGAUCCAGGAAUCCUUACAAAACUAUCAGUUGUUUUGCUAGUGGGAUUGCUUGCAUUGGCAUAUCAGGCAAUUAAUCCUCCACCUCCUAAAAUCUGUGGAUCUUCCAAUGGUCCACCUGUCACAUCAUCCAGAAUUAUACUUAAAGAUGGAAGGAACCUUUCCUAUAUAGAAACUGGAGCCCCGAAGGAGACAGCCAUGUACAAGAUCGUUUUUCUUCAUGGCAUGAACACCAGCAAACAUAGUGCAUUUCCCAUCUCUCAGGAACUGAUGGAUGAAUUUGGGAUUUACAUGGUGUCUUUUGACCGGGCUGGAUAUGGAGAGAGUGAUCCAGACCCAAAUAGGUCUGUGAAAAGCAAUGCUCAGGAUGUUGAUGAACUUGCUGAUCAGUUAAAUCUAGGUCCCAAGUUCUUUGUUAUUGGAUUUUCCUUUGGAGGAGAAUUAGCUUGGGGCUGUCUCAAAUACAUCCCUCACAGACUUGCAGGUGCAGCAUUAGUUGCUCCAGCUUUCAACUAUUGGUGGCCUAAUUUCCCUUCUAAUUUAUCUAAAGAUGCCUUCAGUCAGCUGCUUGUACAAGACCAGUGGGCGUAUAGAGUUGCUCACUAUGCCCCAUGGUUAAGUUACUGGUGGAACACCCAGAAGUGGUUUCCUUCUUCAACUGUUCUAGCACAGGAUCCACCUAGUGAUAUCUUUUCUACCCAAGACAAAGAGAUCCUGGCCAAGUUAGCAGGAAGAAAUCAUCACAUCAAGGUACUGAGUUUUUUUCCCAGCAUUUUAUCUUUAAGUUUUGCUGCGGUAAAUUGA